GUCAUUGUCCCCCGCCGGGCGGCUGGGCUGUGUGCGGCGGCGGCGGCGGCGGCGGCCGAGGGGGAUGGAGCGAGCGCCGAGCCGGGUCAGAGUUGAACAAUGACCAUAGUUGACAAAGUUUCUGAAUCUUCAGAACCAUCGACUUACCAGAAUCAGCCUGGCAGUUCUGAAGCAGUCUCACCUGGAGACAUGGAUGCAGGUUCUGCCAGCUGGGGUGCUGUGUCUUCGUUAAAUGAUGUUGCAAACCACACACUUUCUUUAGGACCAGUACCUGGUGCUGUAGUGUACUCAAAUUCAUCUGUACCUGAUAAAUCAAAGCCAUCACCACAAAAGGAUCAAGCCUUAGGUGAUGGCAUUGCUCCUCCACAAAAAGUUCUUUUCCCAUCUGAGAAGAUUUGUCUAAAGUGGCAACAAACUCACAGAGUUGGAGCUGGGCUCCAGAAUUUGGGCAACACCUGUUUUGCCAAUGCAGCGUUGCAGUGUUUAACUUACACACCACCUCUCGCCAAUUACAUGCUAUCACAUGAACACUCCAAGACAUGUCAUGCAGAAGGGUUUUGUAUGAUGUGUACAAUGCAAGCGCAUAUAACCCAGGCACUCAGUAAUCCUGGGGAUGUUAUCAAACCAAUGUUUGUCAUCAAUGAGAUGCGGCGUAUAGCUAGGCACUUCCGUUUUGGAAACCAGGAAGAUGCCCAUGAAUUCCUUCAGUACACUGUUGAUGCUAUGCAAAAAGCAUGCUUGAAUGGCAGCAAUAAAUUAGACAGACACACCCAGGCUACCACACUCGUUUGUCAAAUAUUUGGAGGAUACCUAAGAUCAAGAGUCAAAUGUUUAAAUUGCAAGGGCGUUUCAGAUACUUUUGAUCCAUAUCUCGAUAUAACAUUGGAGAUAAAGGCCGCUCAGAGUGUGAACAAGGCCUUGGAGCAGUUUGUGAAGCCCGAACAGCUCGACGGCGAGAACUCCUACAAGUGCAGCAAGUGUAAAAAGAUGGUUCCAGCGUCAAAAAGGUUUACUAUACAUAGGUCAUCCAAUGUUCUUACACUUUCUCUGAAACGUUUUGCAAAUUUUACUGGUGGAAAAAUUGCUAAGGAUGUGAAAUAUCCUGAGUAUCUUGAUAUUCGACCAUAUAUGUCUCAACCUAAUGGAGAACCAAUUAUUUAUGUUUUAUAUGCAGUACUGGUACACACUGGUUUUAAUUGCCACGCUGGCCAUUACUUCUGCUAUAUAAAAGCUAGUAAUGGUCUCUGGUACCAAAUGAAUGACUCCAUCGUAUCUACCAGUGAUAUUAGAUCUGUACUCAGCCAACAAGCUUAUGUUCUCUUUUAUAUCAGGUCCCAUGAUGUGAAAAACGGAGGUGAACUCAGUCAUUCCGCCCACAGCCCGGGCCAGUCCUCGCCCCGGCCAGUCAUCAGUCAGCGAGUUGUCAAUAAUAAACAGGCCGCGGCCGGGUUUAUUGGACCACAGCUUCCUUCUCACAUGAUAAAGAAUCCACCUCACUUAAAUGGGACUGGACCAUUGAAAGAAACUCCAGGCAGUUCCAUGUCAAGUCCUAAUGGUAAUUCCAAUGUCAAUAGGGCAAGUCCUAUUAACACUUCAACUUCUGUUCAAAACUGGCCAGUUAACAGAUCUUCGGUUAUUCCAGAACAUCCCAAGAAACAAAAAAUUACCAUCAGUAUUCACAACAAGUUGCCAGUUCGCCAAGGUCAGUCUCAGCCUAACCUUCAUAACAAUUCUUUGGAGAAUCCUAGUAAGCCUGUUCCCUCUUCUACCAUUACCAAUUCUUCUGCAGUACAGUCUACCUCGAAUGCAUCUACAUUGUCAGUUUCUAGUAAAGUAACAAAACAGAUGACCCCUGGUGAUUCUUGUUCUAAGCCGGUGAUGAAUGGCAAGUCCAAGCUGAACUCCAGUGUGUUGGUCCCCUAUGGUGCCGAAUCAUCCGAAGAGUCUGAUGAGGAGUCAAAGGGACUAGGCAAGGAAAAUGGUGUCGGUACGAUAGAGAGCUGUCAUUCUUCUGGCCAAGAUGCUGAAGAGGAUGAGGCUUCUCAGCAUGAGCUUGAAGAACCUGUUACUCUAAAUGGUGCUAACGGUACAGACAGUGACCCUAAAGAAAACGGUCUGUCAUUCGAUGAUGCCAGUUGCCAAGUCCAGCCUGCCCUACACUCAGAAAAUCCCUUUUCUAAGGCAAACGGUCUACCUGGCAAGUUGAUGCCUACUCCUUUGCCCCCUCUCCCAGAAGAAAAAAUCUUAGAGACCUUCAAACUUAGCAACAGAGUGAAAGGGUCGACAGAUGAAAACAGUACAACUGGAACAGACAAAGCUCCUAAAGAGGAUCCUGAUGCAGAAGCAGAGGCUGGCGGCAGCGCUCCAGAUCCCAGUGAGAAGCUGGGGGCCGCCCCAGGUCUCAGCAGCAGGUUAAAGAAGGCCGCACCUCCCUCAGAUCCCAGCAUCAACCCUACCAAAGAAGACGUCUCCGAAGACACUUCAGCAAAACCCGAUGAAUUUUUGCCUAGUAUCAGCAAUCUUUGUAGUGCCAACAAGAACACCACAGGGGAUGGUCAGCUUUCUAAACUGUGUGACUCUGGGAAUUUAGCAAAUGACCAGCCCAAACCAUCACAAGAUAUAAAAGGGACGUUAACAGCGAGUCCACAGGAUGCAGUGUCCAUGGAAACAACGGAGAAACUGACCCCAACCCCCUCUGUAAAUUCAGACGAUGAAUGUGAGCAUAAACUGCUGGUUUACAUCAGUAGAGAGAAAUGCCAGGAAGCAGAGGACCUUUCUAAAAGCACAGGUACAUCCACAAGUGAGCUGCCUUCCCUUCAGCUAGACAAGAUCACAGAAAAUCAUUCAGAAGGGGGCACUGAGCAAAGUAACGCUGAGAGAUGUGAAGAAAAUAAAGCUGGGCCAAAAAUUCAGGACCCUUCUCCAGUUAAGGAAAAAAUCAGCAGCCUCAGAAAAGUUGAUCGAGGACAUUAUCGUAACCGAAGGGCUCGUUCCUCCAGUGGGGAACACGUGAGGGACAGUAGGAGCAAAACAGAGGACCAUCGUCACCGCAAGCGGUGCUGCUACUCCCGAGAGCGGCCCAGGCAGGAGCGCCCCAAGCCCGAGCACUGCAGCGGGAGCCAGCAUCACCCCUGCCGCGGCGAGAGGGUCAUCCCCUGUGAGCGCCACUCUCUGGGCACCUUCAGCCAUCAUCACUCUCGGGACCGAAGUGGCUUGGAGCAGGAGUGGGGCAGGCACCACCAUUCACAGAGCGAGCAUGCCUGGGGCUGGGAGAAAUACCACCCCGAUAACGUGAGACGGGACCGAUGUCGCUACUACCAUGGCAGGUACGCCCCCUACACGGUGCGGGACGGUAGGGACUGGAAGCCCUUCCAUGGCGACCGAGAGCACGGCAGAGGCCAGUGCAGCGGCCGGCCACACAAGGACCACUGCGACAGCAGGAGGGGCUACGGGCCGGCUGCCAAGAAGGGGCGGCACCACGCCAGCAGCCCCAGGGCAGGCUUGUCUCAUGCUCCUCCUCUGUACCCCGGGAAAUACUCCCAUGAGAAAAUUGCGUUUGUGUCCGAAGAAAAUGAUUGUAAUCUCUCAGAUCGGUUUCACGAACAUGACAAUGCAAAGUCACGGAAACGGAGAUACAAUAGCAUAGAAAAUAAUGACAGCAGUGCAGAAAAGAAAGCCGGGAGAAGUGUACAGAAGGAUUAUUUAGAAGAGCCAAAAGUGAAGAAGCACAAAAAGUCAAAGAAGAAAAAGAAAUCCAAAGACAAGCACCGCGAUCGGGACUCCAGGCAUCAGCAGGAUUCAGAUCUUUCAGUAGCGUACUCUGAUGCUGACCUCCACAGACACAAAAAGAAGAAGAAGAAAAAGAAGAGACACUCAAAAAAAUCAGAGGACUUUUUUAAAGAUUCAGAACUACUUUUACCCAAGGCCACUAGCUAUGAGACUGUUGACCAUGUCCAGAGACCCAGGGGCAGUUUACCUCUCACCGACGGCCUGCCUCUAGAAGGUGCCGGACCUUUCCAUGAGAGAACAAAACAUUUACGGAUGGAAAGCAGGGAUGACAAAUACCAUCUUCCUGAGUAUGGCCAGGGUGAUUGAAAAGUUGGCCUCGAAACAACUUCACUAGUCAUGAUUCGACACGUUCAACAGAAGCCAUCCCAACUCAGCUUAAAUUAUAAAUAUAGAAAAUAACUUUGUUCAAAUCUGCGUGGUGCUUCUUUAGUAAAUACUGUACAGAUUUUACCAUGGAGAACUUUUUUUUUAGUUUUUACCUUUUCUUAAUUACCCCUAUUCCGAAUGGACGAACACUUUCUACAACUGCUGACCACUGUAAAAUACCGUGUAUAUAAAUCACAUUGAGAAUAACGCCCUGGACUAGAACAUCUCAAAUGCUGCUUAACUCCAGACUCAGGUUGAUCCUUGUAUUUCGUGUACUGUUCCUCCGAGGUAGACAUCGGUGCGCGGCCGUUGGGAACCAUGGAAUUAUUAAAGUACAAACUGACAGUGUGCAUAUUUAAUUUAAAGACUUAUUUAAGAUUCACAAGCUCUCAACUAGACUUUUGAGAGCAGUCUGUUUUCUGUAAUGUCUGAUACUAGAAACUAAUUUGCUUCAUAUUUUAGUUGUAUUCAAGAUUUAAAGAUGUAUUUUAUAGACAAGUUCUGUUUUUGAACUUUGUGGAAUUAUUCCAAUCAAUUUACCUGUUAUAAUGAGUAUUUACAUUAUGAAUGUAUAAUCCAAACAUUAUUUGUAAAGCCUACAGUAUGUUUUUAUUACAUAACACUUUUUUAUACAGCGUCUCUUGUCUCAACUAUAUGAUAUUGGAGUCUGAGUUGUCAGCUUGGUCCCUUCAAGUUUCUAGUUACAGACAAAUUCAUACUGUGAUUUUAUUUUUAAUAUGGAUAUGCUAUCAAACUGUGAUACACUUUAAUUCACUGGUCCUGCAUCAGGAGAUGGAGUGGGGAAAACUGUAUUUAAUACAGUUUGUAUCUGAAUAAUCUGUAUGGUUUAUACAGUUUGUGUUGUUCAGAGAUGUCUAAAGUUUGAUCUUUGUUUUUUUAAAGAUUAAAAAGCACUUGCCCCACUGUAAAUAUACAGCAUGUAAAAUUUAUAUAGUAUAUAAAUGGCAGCAAAUUAAACAUGGUGUCUUAUUUUUUACUGCUGUUUUCCCCGUUUGCUUACAGACACUUCUGCCCGUGCUCACAGUCACCCACACGCGCUCAUAACUGACAGCGUGUGCUGUGGGGUCUCCGUCAGUGCUGUGGGGC
Molecule: messenger RNA, 5262 nt
Organism: Choloepus didactylus (southern two-toed sloth)
Lineage: Eukaryota; Metazoa; Chordata; Mammalia; Pilosa; Megalonychidae
Gene: USP42
Product: ubiquitin specific peptidase 42
Exons: 18
Coding region: 100-4095 (1331 amino acids)
Biological process (GO): protein deubiquitination; regulation of apoptotic process
Cellular component (GO): cytosol; nucleus
Molecular function (GO): cysteine-type endopeptidase activity; cysteine-type deubiquitinase activity
Source: RefSeq, a predicted model, not a curated record